CGAGCCCUCCCGUCAUUCUCGUUCUCAUUCUGCAUCGCAACUGAUGAAUUUUCACUCAAAGCUUCCGACAAAUCGCAGUCGAUUAUAAAAAUCCUUGUUGGCGCUUGGAAUUAGUAGGAAGAACUCAAUUUCGUGCUGCACGGCCUUUUUCGUUCUUGCGUCUCCCUAAAGAUAGCACCGGAAAGAGCUAAGUAUGAAGGAAGCGUAAAUCUUGUCCCUCCCAAGUCCUAUCAUCGGACGGUUUUGGACGUGUGCAUUCCGUCGGUGCUUCGAUACACUUAUAACGAGCUUUUUCACACUUUUUUAUCUUUUAUCUCUGCUCCCAUUCCCUUCUCUGCCGGCCAGAGAUAGGUUUCAAGACUUAAGACCUCGCCCGACUUAUAACCUGCUCCUUUCCAACGAUUAUCAUGCUCGUCCUUCACUACGGUGUUGCAGUCAUGGCAGGGUACAUGAUUGCCACAGUGCAUGCUUUACCUGCUUCUCUCUCUUCGCGCUCGUUGCGUUUUACCUCUCAGGCCAAGAAUACAGGGGAGCCGAAGUGGUUGAUUCAGACACCUUACCCUGAACUCGAAGCCAAAGACCGAAAGGCUUUCUCUUCUAAAUUGAUAUUAGGAAGCUCCAGUGCCAGUCAUGUUGACCAACACGCCAUUUCUAUUCCCAAGUUGAUCCCUAUCUCUAACCCCAGCCUUCUCGCCAUACAACACAUCACCCAGUACAACGGUCAUUCAGGGGCCAUGAUAGUCAACUUCCUCCUCCAAAAGACCCCCACUGACUCUGAUUACGCCAAAGUCAAAGUGCUCAAAGAGAUCGACGAGUACGUGGAUUCUGGUAAGGUUCAAGGCCGGGGUGGGAAUCUUGCGUUCAUCAUGAACAGUAAUAGUACCGGUGAUAUAAGUAGUGUGCCCUUGGAGAAGGUGAACCUGAGUGACGCACAAAAGAAACAAGUGAAGGGGCAGAUUGGGAAGUUGGUUUGUGGAAAGGUCGUGGAGGUGGCCGGGAAACACCAGAUUCUGUAAAUGUUCCGUGACCUUCUUGAUCGUUCUGUAGAUUGCGCAUCCGUGUCUUAUCUUUCUUUACUUCCCAGGGGUUUCGAAGCCACAGAUAUCCUCGUCGCCCUCUCUGACCCUUCAGCCCACUCGAUAAGUCGCUCGAUCUUGAGCUCUUCCAACGACUCUACCUCAUCACCCAUGGUUGAAUCCGUCGAUCUUUUGGGUUGGGAUAAGGUCAAGAAAAUCACCAAGGAUUCUUCGAAGGAUGAAGUGUCUACUUACUGUGAGAUCCUUUUUGAGAAGAAAUAUGUACUAGUAUGACAUCUAGUAUCCUGUACCGCUCCCACUUCCAUGAGUCUUCCAUGGCCUCUAGACUAUCAUUUAUUAUGCAACCCAUUCCUCCCUAUUCCUCCAACUUUACGA
This is a messenger RNA of Lentinula edodes (shiitake mushroom), 1412 nucleotides long. RefSeq lists its product as uncharacterized. The transcript is spliced from 4 exons. Bases 408 to 1016 code for a protein of 202 amino acids. The record is from RefSeq and is a predicted model, not a curated record. NCBI's taxonomy places the organism in Eukaryota, Fungi, Basidiomycota, Agaricomycetes, Agaricales, Omphalotaceae.